Molecule: messenger RNA, 3453 nt
Organism: Durio zibethinus
Lineage: Eukaryota; Viridiplantae; Streptophyta; Magnoliopsida; Malvales; Malvaceae
Source: RefSeq, a predicted model, not a curated record
CAAAUCCUUUUUUUUCCCCUUCCGAAGCGUAACAAAAGUUUUUUUUUUUUUUGGAAGGAUUUAAAAAAAGUAGCUUUCAUCUUUUAAUGGUUAAUGGAUUCAUCUAAUGCUUGUGAAAGAGAAGUUAUUGAAACCUAAACCUAAAUCAUUUAUCGCCGUUGCAAUAUUAAUUACUUAUCCAUGAAGAUUUUGGUACAAUUGUUCCAAAAAUUUAUGAAAUGUCUCAUUUCUUUUCUUUCUUUUUUUUUGUUCUGAUAAGCCUUAAGAUAUUUUUUAUGUUAUUUGUUUCUUUUAAUAUGUCAUGUGACUAUACAGUGGGAAAGCAUAUUUUUUCAAGAGGAAAUUGAACCUCUAAUUAGCUAUAUAAACUAGGGGCGAAAAUAAAGAAACAACAAAACAAAACAAAAAUGAGACAACAAAAAAAUUGAAUCUUUAAUGUAACCGGGGUUGGACAGGAAUUUCCUUUGACAUUUUCAUACUACAAUGACACCAACAUAAAUUCUUUUAAAUUCACAAAUUUACUUCAAACUUAUCUCGCCCCUACAUAAAUGCUUUAACUUUAUUAAUUUCUACAAUUAAAGGUUCAUUUUCUUAAAUCUUAUAUUUCAAAGCCACGCAAUGUAACUCUCAAUGUUAAUUUUUUACUACAAAAUCUUGCUUGAAAAACAUGUGGUAAUUGGUAGCAGCAUGACAAACAGCCUAAUGGUUUAAUACCAUUGAAACGACGCCGUGUUUAUUAGCUAGAGCCUAGGGGUUCUCUUUUUCCUUGUGGCCCGUCUCAUAUUCACAAGGGAAGGGAGAGUCACCAGUCCGAACCCACCGCCGACCCAAAAUUCCAAAACCUAAUUGGGGCUCUUCUCCGUUGAAACUUGCCUGGAAUAUUUAAAAUAUUUUCUUAUUUUUAUUAGUAAAUAUAAAAUAAAAUAAAAGGAAAUGGAAAAUACAUAAAAAACAAAAGAAACGCUUGGUUCAUGCUCCUUUCGACGACACCCUCUUUAGUCUUUUUCCUUCUCUUUCUUUUUCUAUUUGUUUUGUUAGAUUCAGAUCAUUGUUGCCUUCCUCUUCUCCACAUCCCCCUUUUUUUCUGCUCUGUCCGAAUAAUCUACGUCAAAAAUCACCAUUGUCUAAUCCCUUAAUCUCAAUCUCCUUCUUCUCCUUUCUUUCCCUUUCAGAUUAAAACCGUUCCCAUCUCUCUUACGCACCCAUAUCUCUUGGCUUUCGUUCCCGUUUCCUAUCAACUUCUCCGUCCAUAAUCCCUUCUUUUUGUUAGUAUUUCAUUCAUGGGUUUUAAUGCAGGUUUUUAUGAAGAUGUGUACGUAAAAUUUCCUUUGCUUUUGCUUGUCGUUGACAUGCACUGAGAGGAUACGUGCAAAGGGGUUAUUGAGAUUGAAACAGAGAAAGAGAAGCCAAAAAGGAAAAGAGAGAUGGCGAAUCUGGUGGUGAAAGUGAGGAGAGAAGCGAUUGCGGCAUGCAUGACUUGUCCUCUUUGCAACAAGCUUCUAAGAGAUGCCACCACCAUAUCUGAAUGUCUUCACACGUUUUGCAGGAAGUGCAUAUACGAUAAGAUACAAGAGGAGGAACUAGAAUGCUGUCCAAUAUGCAACAUUGAUUUAGGUUGUGUUCCUCUGGAGAAAUUAAGGAUCAUUAAUCUUUAUGAAUUAGGGAGUCAUUCCAUCCUUUUGAGGCCAGACCAUAAUUUGCAAGAUGUUAGGGCAAAAAUCUUCCCUCUUAAAAGAAGAAAAGUGAAGGCACCUGAAGUUCUGCCCCCAGUUACAAUGCCAACUAGAAGAAAGGAGAGAUCACUUUCUUCGUUGGUGGUUAAUGCCCCCAAAGUAUCAACACAAACUACCAUGACUGGAAGGAGAACAAAAGCUGUUGCCAGAAAGGCUGGUGCUUUACGCAGUUCCAGUUUUUCAGUAGAGAAGCCUGUUAAAAGAGAGGAUGAUUCUAUGGAGGAUCACCAGGAGAGUCCAAGCUCACCUGAAACGCUAAAUAAAUUCACUCAGAAUAAAAGACAGUGUACUUCUUCUGCUGAACCUAGCCAACACACAAAUAAAGAUGCAGAGAAUGGUGGUGAAUCAUGGGAAGGGAAACUGGAUCUGUGGAAACCUUUGAAUUGUUUGGUGGAGGUUGCAAAUAGGACCAAGUCCUUCAAGUCUAAUUCACAAGGCUCUGAUUCUAAAUUAGAACCUACUCUUGUCCCAAAUAUUGAGGCUCAGAUGUGCAAAAUCAAACAUAGGGAAGACAAAUGCAAAACAAAAGUUGAGGAUGGAAAGAAUAGUGCAGGUCUUGCAACUUCAGAAACUGUAACUCCAAAAAAGUUACGCAGGAUCCGUCGAAAAAGGGCUUCUGGAUUUGGGGAUUCUGGCAUUUCUCCACAAGCUGUGCUAGAUGCUGCUGGUCCAAAGCAUGAAAGAAGAAUUGGUCCUGUUUGGUUCUCAUUAGUGGCCUCUGAAGACCAGGAAGGAGAUGCACCGCUCCCUCAAAUUCCUGCGAAUUACUUAAGGAUAAAGGAUGGAAAUAUACCUGUUUCCUUUAUUCAAAAAUAUCUGAUGAAGAAACUGGACCUCACCGAUGAAGCUGAGGUUGAGAUAAAAUGUAUGGGACAACCUGUGGUUCCCACAUUGCAGUUGUAUAAUUUAGUCGAUUUGUGGCUACAAACAGCAUCAACAUCACAGCGAGUACUAGCAUCAGUUGGUUCUUCGGCAAAGGACUUUGUCAUGGUAUUGGCAUAUGCACGAAAAGUCCCAUAUCAAUAAUAAUGCUUUUUUUCAUUCUUUCCCCUACCACAUCAAUAAUCUAUAUAUAUGGAAUCUCAUUGGUGAUAGAAUAGGACAUUUUGAUCCGGCAUGUAUUCUAUAAAAGCAUCUAUUCAGUGAGUUGGUUCUUCUAAAAUAGGUUUAUUUAAUUUUCUACCUACAAAUAGAGCAGUGCUUGUGGCUAAGUAAUGGGAUUAGUGUUAACCGCAGUGGCAUGUUGUUCGAAAUCAAUCAUGUCAUCGAACUUGCUAGCAGCAAUGGAUUGUAUUACCAAUUUACAGAUACAAUCGGUAGGUGGUGUUGUCAUUGUUUUCAAGUAGUUUUGAUUUAAAUUUUUCUCACUUUCCACACCAAGAGAACCCUUUGCUUUCAUGAUCCUUUUCCAGAGUCUGGGAUGAACUGCCUCAGCAUUACACGCGUUAUGUUAAAUUCUCUACUCGUGAUAGGAUAAGAGAGGUAAGGUUACACUUCCAGCCGUAAUGACGUGGUUUUGGUGGACUCGGAAUUGAUAUGAGAUUCCAUCAUCGUACUUGGAGCCAGUUUCUGCUUUGAUUGCGCCCAGCUCCGUUUCAUAGAAUAAAAUGAGCGUGAUUUCCAUAAAUUGUUAAAAUUUAGAAGCAUAAGAUUUUCGUAAUUCCCAGAUUUUGAGUUUAUUUUCAUUAGGGAUUAUUAUUAUUAUGUAAGGUAUUAUAGU